Diatraea saccharalis (sugarcane borer) is the source of this 2634-nucleotide messenger RNA. Lineage: Eukaryota; Metazoa; Arthropoda; Insecta; Lepidoptera; Crambidae. The record is from the annotation of a GenBank genome assembly.
UCAAAAUAGUUUUUUUAAGUCUGUGGUUCUUAUAAACAAAUAGUCGGGUCGGUGAUGUUAUCGAACAAAAUAUCUGUCUUUAACAAAUACUUAAAUUGACAAAUCAGUAUAAGCUUAUACAAAUAAACAAAGUAAUGGAAGCUACUAAAACAAUGGUCCAUCUGGGAUACGCAUUUAAUAGUGGUAAGAUUAAAUAAUUUAUGACUCAAACUUAUCACAAUGUUUGUCUAUCUUAUUUCGUUAAUCUAUCGCUUAAAAUUUCAGAAGGACAAUUAAGGAAAUUAGGCCCCGAUGGUCAACCGAGUGACGAACCAUUUCAGUUCAAUAUUAGUGAUGAGCAUCAUGAAUGUCAAGCUCAUUAUGAAGAAUUAGGCAAUGCAAUAACAAACUAUAUUUACCAUUUAUUAGAAGCAGAACUGAGUCUGAUACGGUUGCCUGUACCUAUAGACGCUAAGCCUGGAGCAGGAACUUUUAUAUUUGCUUCAAAAAGUUAUGAUCACAAGGAUAUAUUAAUGAUUUUAAUAAAUGGUUCAGGGGCAGUCCGUGCUGGACAAUGGGCGAGAUCACUUAUUAUCAAUGAGAGUUUAGAUAAAGGGACACAGAUACCAUACAUAAGAAGAGCUAUAGCCAAAGACUAUGGUGUGAUGAUUUUAAAUACCAAUGAUAAUUAUGAAGUGAAUGGUAAGAAAAUAAAAAAUAGUAGCAAUGCAGAAGAGCAUGCACAUUAUGUGUGGGAAACUUAUGUAGCAAAAACCAAAUCAUCAUCAAUAGUCAUUGUGGCUCAUAGCUAUGGAGGCGUGGUUACAGUCACAUUAGCCGAUCAACUGAAAACUGAAUUCGAAAGAAGAAUUAAGGCUAUAGUAUUUACAGAUUCUGUUCAUGCAUUUUCACCUAUAAAAAUGCCCAAGUUUAUGAAGGAAAUUUCAAGAAAUUGGAUAUCUUCAUCAGAACCUCUAGACACUCCAAUGAAAACUCCAGAAUUUGAUUGUCACAGAGUAUCAGCAGGUCACCCAAAACAUGAGAUGUCAUCGUGUGCAUGUAUUGAUUCUGCCUUUAAAUUCAUUGAGGAAAAACUUACUGGAAAUUAACUUAACAAGCUAAUUUUAUUGUAUAGUGUAUUACAAAACUGCAAAUGAAUAAAAAUGAUAACACAAAUUGUUAAUUUAAACAUAUAUUUUAAUUAUAAUUUUUAUUAUAUAUAGUUUGUAAUCCUACUUCUUUUUACCUUUUGAGUAGUGUUUCAUCCAGUAUUUUAUAUCUUGUUUGUUUGCUCUCACUCCUAAGACUGCUGAUUUAGAGUUUACAUCCUUCACAGCAAAAGGUGAAAACCCAGCUGUAUAAUCUGGGUCCAAAGCGUUUGUUUUAUUUCUGGCUAAUUUAGUAGCAAAUCUUUUGUGAAUAUGUUGAUCUUCGGUAAGGAUUGGGUACUGAAAAUGUUGUCCUCCUCUGGGUGUGGGUAAACUGAACCUCUUGCCCCUAGCAGUCAGUGGUUUACGACCAUUUAUGUGUAUAUGCUGGUUUCCUUCCUCAUCAAUGCUCACUGCCACCUUUCGAAGAGUAGCAUGACCACAUUUAGGACAAAAUAAUUUUGUCAUGACACUAGUAGUUUUGAAACAUGUUGUGCAUCGGAAAAUGAAUGUCCUUAACUGUUUUAUUACUCUGCCAUCAAUUGCUGUUACAUUUAAUCCAAUUUGUCGUAGAACAUUCUGCAUUGCAAAGUCAGACGUUAUACAAGCAACCUCAACUUCUUUUUCCUCAAAGUCUCCUAACUCUGUUUCUUUUUUCUUUUGUGCAAGAUUUCCAGGUGUAAUCCAUUCACCUCCAUCACUGUCUGAUUCUUCACUGGUAUAUUCCUCAUUUUCUUCUAAAUCUACUUUUACUAUUAAAUUGUCUAUCUCCUUAUCUUUCAAUUCCAUAUUUUCGAUUUGAAUUGUAAUUUCUUCAGCUAAUUCGCUGCUACUAUUAUUUUGUUCCCGUUCUUCUGAAUCAGUUUUAGGAGACAUAAAAUGUUGUUGUAUUUGUUGACUUGUGUCCUCUUCUAAAUUUUCUGAUGCCUCAGAUUUAAGAGGUGUAUCAGAGUCAACUCUAUUGUCUAUAUUUUCUGGAUGAGGAUUAAAACCAGCUAAUCCAGUAACUUUCAGCGUUCUCUGCAUAGUAGGUUCAGUUUUCAAAUGAUCUGUACCAAUUUUUUCUUUCUCAAGCUGAUAAGUCAACGCCAUAACCUUAAUGUCAGUUGCAGAAAGGCUUGUAUAGUCACCUGUCUUCUUUGAGAAAUCUGUUACAAAUUUAAUAUGUUCGGAGAAGACUUCUUUCGUUUUUAAAUCGUACGGUAACACCACAAGUUUACGUCUUUGCCUAUCAUUGGUGAUUUCAUCUAUUACCUCCUGUAUUGUAUACACAUUCUCAGCCAUAUCUUGUAGGUUUGCAGCUUUAAUAAAAGCAGUUGUAUCCACAACUAAGUGCUUAAUUUUCUUAGCCAUUUUAAAUAAUAUCAGAUGUUUUCAUUGAGAAACAAAAAGUAAGACUACACACGUGUUCCAUACGCAAAACUCCAAGCAAAGAGUAAAAGUAUAUAUCGAAGACGUCCACGACCAAGAGAACAAAGUAGUGAUGCGACUCGAGUCUCUAUACACU